UGAAGAUUUGAACUCUAUUAAAUAGUCUUAUGAUUAAUGCUUUAUGAUAGACUGAGCAAGGAGCAUCUUGGGGAGCUGCAGCAGCAGAUUGAAGACCUUCAGAAAUCCUUGCAGGAACAAGAGUCCAAGUCAGAAAAAGAAAGGUCCAGUCAAUUGAAGCAGAAGAUAGCAGCCCAUAUGGAGAAAUUAAAUGAAGUCCACAAGGAACUGCAGAAGAAGGAAGCUCUUCUUGCAGACCUUCAACCAGAUUUAAAUCAAAAUGCACAAAAAAUAGAAGAAUUAGAAGCUGCUUUGCAUAAGAAAGAUGAAGAUAUGAAAUCAAUGGAAGAGAGAUAUAAGAUGUAUUUAGAAAAAGCAAGAACUGUCAUAAAAACUUUAGAUCCCAAAUUAAAACCAGCAUCUGCUGAAAUAAUGUCGCUAAGAAAACAGUUGGCAGAGAAAGACAAAAGAAUAGAAACACUUGAGGGUCAGUGUAAAUCAGCCAGGAUUCAGGAGCAUGAAGAAAAGUUAAUUGUAUCUGCAUGGCAUAACCAGGUGAGUUACUGUAUCUGUGCACAAGGGAAAGUUUUCACAUGGGUGAAAUUCAAAUAUAUUCUACUGAUGGAAGCAGCUUCCUGUGACAGGCCCCCAAAUAUGAUUUCCUAACCUUGUGCAGCAGAUUUUAAGAAGCUAGUGGAAGCCACAGGGUGGGGAUAGGGGAGUAUCUAAGUAUUCAAGCACAAUUAUUUCUGUCCUUGUGUAGCAUUGGAUUUUAUUCUUAAUAUUUUCAGAAUCAAAUAGCUAGAUCUGAUAUGAUUAAUAUUUAGUGAAAUGAUGAUUUUUCUCUGGGAU
Molecule: messenger RNA, 831 nt
Organism: Notechis scutatus (mainland tiger snake)
Lineage: Eukaryota; Metazoa; Chordata; Lepidosauria; Squamata; Elapidae
Source: RefSeq, a predicted model, not a curated record